GAUGGUUGAGAAAACAUAUUCACCACGGUCAAAACAAAACAACCUUGUCAUUUGUGUGUGCGUUUUGACCAUCGCUGAAAAUGGAACAGCACAGUGUAGUGGAGAGAGAAAGAAAGAGAGAGAAGAGUUGAUUCUCCUUCACACUCUCUGUGUUGCGUGUCGCUGCAGUUCCUGUUCCACUUAGGGGCAACGCAGUGUGUGUGCGCGUGUGUGUGAGUGUGAGAGAGAGAGAACACUCAACUUCUCUCCGAUCCCUUUGACCCUCCAUAUCCAUUUUUCUCACAGAAUGGCACACAUGCAACUUCUCACAGAUCUCUGAUUCUGGUUUUAUGGAUUUUUAAUUAAAAUUUGGUGACUUGGACAGAGUUGAUGGAGUGGAGCUAUAAGGGUGAUCAGAAUUGGUAUGAUCAAAAUUUGUGCCUUGACUAUACCAUUCCUGUGAAUUGAGGGCGUUGUGUGUAUUGAGGUUUUUUUUCUUGGAGUUAUAGGGUGUGUUGUAUGUACAUUGUGUACAGAGUGUAAAACUAUAUUCACAAGCAAUUGGAUAUACUAUGGGUGGUAUUUGCUCGAGGUCAUGGAAAGCUACUGUAGAUGGUGUAGCUGUAGAUAAUGCACUUAGUGGAAGCUCUAGGCAUGCUAAUGGGCAUGCUAAUGAUGAACAUGGAAUGGCUUAUCAGUCUAUUGGACUUCCCAGAAGUAUAGAUAACAACAGUUCAAAUGUGCUUCCUGAUGAUGAUGAUGACUUGGAUAAGCAUCAAAGAGAGUCGUUUUCGUUUACCGGACUGGAAAAUGUUUCGUAUGGGUUGAGUGCGGAUGAUAUCAAUGAUGGGAUUCCUCACCUGUCCAGGGCUUUAUCUCAUAAAUCUAAGUCCAAGCAAGCUGCUGUUAAGGUAUCCGAAGUGAGUUCACUUUUGGGAAGAGCUGGUACAGCUGGGCUUGGCAAGGCAGUAGAAGUUUUGGACACACUAGGCAGUAGUAUGACAAAUUUGAAUCUCAGUAGUGGUUUUACAUCGAGUGUGACAACAAAAGGAAAUAAAAUUUCAAUUUUGGCCUUUGAAGUUGCAAACACAAUUGUUAAGGGUGCCAAUCUGAUGCAAUCUCUUUCAAAAGAGAACAUCAGACAUUUAAAAGAGGUGGUUCUACCAUCUGAAGGAGUGCAAAAUUUGAUAUCCAGAGAUAUGGAUGAACUCAUAAGAAUUGCUGCAGCCGACAAGAGAGAAGAAUUGAAAAUAUUUUCUGGUGAAGUUGUGAGAUUUGGAAAUCGGUGCAAAGAUCCUCAAUGGCAUAACCUGGAUCGCUAUUUUGAGAAGUUAGGUUCAGAGCUUACGCCACAAAAACAAUUGAAAGAAGAGGCAGAGAUGGUGAUGCAACAACUAAUGACCUUUGUUCAAUAUACAGCUGAAUUAUAUCAUGAAUUGCAUGCCUUAGACAGAUUUGAUCAAGAUUAUCGGCGCAAACUUCAAGAAGAGGACAAUUCAAAUGCCACACAAAGAGGAGAUAGCCUUGCAAUUUUAAGAGCAGAACUGAAGAGUCAAAAGAAGCAUGUAAGGAAUUUGAAGAAAAAAUCACUUUGGUCCAAGAUUUUGGAAGAGGUGAUGGAAAAGCUUGUAGACAUUGUUCAUUUUCUAUACUUGGAGAUACAUGAAGCAUUUGGUAGUUCUGACACUGAUAAGCAAGUUAAAGAUUCUCAAGGCAACCAUAAUAAGUUGGGGUCUGCUGGCCUUGCUUUGCAUUAUGCAAACAUCAUCACUCAAAUUGAUACUCUUGUGUCUCGAUCGAGUUCUGUGCCUCCUAAUACAAGGGAUGCCUUAUAUCAAGGGCUUCCACCUAAUGUAAAAUCAGCAUUGCGCUCAAGGCUACAGUCAUUUCAGGUUAAAGAAGAGCUUACUGUGCCACAAAUCAAAGCUGAAAUGGAGAAAAUAUUGCAGUGGCUUGUCCCUAUUGCCGCCAACACAACGAAAGCUCACCAUGGCUUUGGAUGGGUUGGAGAAUGGGCCAAUACAGGGUCUGAGGUCAACCGUAAACCCGCUGGACAGACCGACUUGUUGCGAAUCGAAACACUACACCAUGCCGAUAAAGACAAAACAGAAUCUUAUAUUCUUGAACUGGUUAUCUGGCUCCAUCAUCUUGUCAGCCAAGUAAGAGUUGGUAAUGGAGGAAUAAGGUCCCCAGUCAAAUCCCCAAUCCGUUCUCCCACCCAAAAGACAGGGCAGUUGUUUACACACAAAGCCUGUUCUUCUCCCAUGUUAACAGUUGAAGAUCAACAAAUGCUUCGCGAUGUCGGCAAGAGGAAACUGACACCUGGCAUUAGCAAGAGCCAAGAAUUUGACACUGACAAGACCAAGACCAGGUUGAGUAAACACCACAGGCUGAGCAAGAGUAGUAGUCAUUCCCCAAUCAGUGAAAGCAAAAAUGAUAUAUUCUCUACAAGGAGGCUACCAUCUGGUCCUGUCAUUGAUUUUGAUAUAGACAGAAUGAAGGCCUUGGAUGUCAUUGAUAGGGUGGAUACCAUUGGAAGUUCAUAGUUGUGCGGCAUAUCUUGAUCUUUAAGCCAAGGGGGAAUGCUACAAUUAAAUGUUGCCUUCUUCAACUUAGGUGCCCCCCUAGUUUCCUGUGAGCUGUGAGAAAUGUUUGUUGAAUUCCUAGGCAAGCGUGAUAUGAUGUGAAAGCCAUAGUCUUUUUGAGAUUGUUGUAGAUGAUUAUGGGACGGGGACAAAGGGGGUCACCGUUUUCAUUAGAUGUAUAUGUACAGAUUACAUAAUCAUAUAAUAAUUGUUCGUCUAUAUAUUUUCUCCUCUCUUAA
Messenger RNA from Cajanus cajan (pigeon pea), 2803 nucleotides. RefSeq names its product Ikzf5 (DUF668). The record is from RefSeq and is a predicted model, not a curated record. NCBI's taxonomy places the organism in Eukaryota, Viridiplantae, Streptophyta, Magnoliopsida, Fabales, Fabaceae. Gene Ontology annotation, biological process: positive regulation of growth.